Messenger RNA from Endocarpon pusillum Z07020, 525 nucleotides. RefSeq lists its product as uncharacterized. Lineage: Eukaryota; Fungi; Ascomycota; Eurotiomycetes; Verrucariales; Verrucariaceae. The transcript is spliced from 3 exons. Bases 1 to 525 code for a protein of 174 amino acids. The record is from RefSeq and is a predicted model, not a curated record.
AUGGAAUUGAUCAGAUUUGGCAGCGCCACAGUGCUGUUCAUCUUGUCUCUUUUAAGCUCGUCUGCUUCAGCUUUCUCUGGCGAAUUCGAGAUAAGCGGGCUGGAGAUUGACGCGCCGUUUCAGGCAGAUCCCAAGUCAACCAAGAAUACCACUGUUAGCUUCGUUUUCAAUGACCAAAACACACCAAAAGCCAGCCCAGCUAGCUGCUCUCUGACGUGGGCAGUUGGUCUCAGCCCUCCAUCCCAAUCCCUGCCAGGGGUUUGCUCUGAUAGAUACGUACGUGCCUGGCUACCUAGUGGCACAUACAACGGGGUUGCAGACUUCCAGAUCGAGAUUACUCAUACUUAUGAGGAUAAUACCAUUGGAGAUCCUCCAUACAACAUCAAUACACUCUUUGGGUUCCUCAACCUCACUUCUGGCGACGCUGGAGAGAUGUCGAAUUAUACCUGCGACAUGGCUCGAGCGAAUUGUCGCUCAGUACCUGAAACGAUAAUGAUUGCAAAGGUACUCUACGCAUUUUCAUGA